Messenger RNA from Nerophis ophidion (straightnose pipefish), 1976 nucleotides. It is a transcript of the gene lancl2, whose product is annotated as LanC lantibiotic synthetase component C-like 2 (bacterial). The transcript has 11 exons. Gene Ontology annotation, cellular component: plasma membrane. Lineage: Eukaryota; Metazoa; Chordata; Actinopteri; Syngnathiformes; Syngnathidae. Gene Ontology annotation, biological process: carbohydrate metabolic process; peptide modification. The record is from RefSeq and is a predicted model, not a curated record. The coding region runs from base 189 to 1454 and encodes 421 amino acids.
UGCCCCGGGUCGCUGAGCAGCAAAAUCAGCGGUGUGCGGGUGGAAGGAUGCUGAUGCUGCGGCUCAUUGAUGCUUUCUGCAUCGCCUGCUCGCCCUGACUGCAGCUUCCAGUCUGCAAGCUGCACCGUGGAAGGGAGAGGCUGGGACACUCGCCCGCUUAAGUUUGUCCCUGCCGAGCCACCGUCCACAUGGGAGAUCACGUGUCCAAGCGACUGCAGCUGAUGGCGAAUGGAGCCAACAUGGAGGAGCGAGCUUUUACCAAUCCUUACCCGGACUAUGACCAACAUCAACAACCGUCGUCACCGCUGGACCACGAAGGACAAGUGAGCUCGGCUUUCCAAAGGAAGGUGCAGAGCAAAAUCAAAGAUUUGCUUCAGCAGAUGGAAGAGGGGCUAAAGACUGCUGACCCUCAUGAUUUCUCGACUUACACCGGUUGGACAGGGAUUGCUUUGCUGUAUCUGCAGCUGCAUCGCGUGUCCAAUGAGGCUUCCUAUCUGCAAAGAGCACUGGACUAUGUCAAGCGAUCAAUGAGAAUUUUGAACGGGCGCAAAGUGACGUUCCUCUGCGGUGACGCCGGACCGUUAGCAGUGGGUGCAGUGGUCCAUCACAAGCUUGGAAACACUGCUGACAGCAAAGACUGUCUCACCAAGCUCCUCCAGCUGCAGCAGUCAGUGCUGAGUACAGAUACCGAGAUGCCGGAUGAGUUGCUGUAUGGACGAGCAGGGUAUCUGUAUGCUUUGCUAUACGUUAAUGACCAAAUAGGAGGCGGUACUGUGGAUGACGACACCAUUGCACAAGUCGUGACUGUAAUCAUCCAAUCAGGGAAGAAUCUGUCAGCGGAGCUAAAGAAGUCCGAACGCUGCCCGCUUCUUUAUGAAUGGCACAAGAAACAAUACGUCGGGGCUGCACAUGGCUUGGCUGGAAUCUUUGACAUGCUCAUGCAGCCUGGAGCAAAGGUACAUUCAGACACGCUCUCAGAGUUGGUUCGCCCCAGUAUAGACUACAUCCGACACAAGAGAUUCCGUUCUGGUAAUUUCCCAUCAUCGCUGAGCAACGAGAGCGACCGAUUGGUUCACUGGUGCCAUGGAGCGCCUGGAGUCAUCCACAUGCUCAUCAUGGCUUACAAGGUGUUUGAAGAGGAGAAAUACCUGAAGGAAGCAGCAGAAUGUGGCGAGGUCAUCUGGCAGAGAGGUCUCCUGAGAAAAGGCUACGGCAUCUGCCACGGCACCGCUGGCAACGGCUACGCCUUCCUGUCUCUGUACAAGCUAACCAAGGAGAAGAAGUAUCUGUAUUGGGCCUGCAAGUUUGCUGAGUGGUGUUUGGACUAUGGAACCCACGGCUGCCGCAUCCCAGAGAGACCCUACUCGCUUUUUGAAGGUAUGGCAGGCACCAUCCACUAUCUGUCGGAUAUGGCCGCUCCUGAAGCUUCCCGCUUUCCUGCUUUUGAACUUUGACCUGCCAACUGUUGGAAAGCAGUUAAAAGAAGAAAAGACUAAAAUCAUCUUCAUUUUUUGUUGUUUGACUCAAUGAAAUUACAAACUACAAAUAUUAAGAAUAUUUUUUUGAUGAAAUUACACAUUGGACUGAGGUUGCUGGCAACAUUUAUAAAGUGUAUUCUUUGGACCAAAUCAUACAGGCACACUUAAGACAAGUUGAAAUACAUAACAGCCUAUACCGUACUGUCUAAACAAGAAAUACAGUACGAGUAUUGUUGGUUUUCUAUGAAUCUGCAUGCUUGCUGUACUUUGUGUCCCGUAAUUUCUGGCAUUUAAUUAUCCUGCCUACCUUUUAAUAACUGAAAAUGAAAAUAUCCCAGAAUUCUAAGAAGCGAGGGAAACGGCAGCAACAAUGAAAGAAUAUCACAAACUAAAAAUUGCAUUUGUUGUUAUGAAAUGGGGUGAUAUCUGCAUGUGCAACAUAAAAGUUAUCAACCCGACAGCAAAAGAAUGCUCAUUAAAGCCUCCUUUAAUGACCUA